UGGGGCUCCUUCCACGCUCCUGCACUGCGAGGAGUCCGGGAUCGCCGCGGGAACCGCGGGGUUUUCAUGGGCUGGCGGCAAGCGGGGGCUGCCAGGCAUGAACCGCUUCAAUGGACUCUGCAAGGUGUGCUCGGAGAGGAGGUACAGGCAGAUCACGAUCCCUCGCGGCAGUGAUGGCUUUGGCUUCACGAUCUGCUGUGACUCCCCAGUCCGUGUGCAGGCAGUGGACUCUGGUGGCCCAGCAGAGAAGGCAGGUCUGCAGCAGCUCGACACGGUGCUGCAGCUGAACGAGCAGCCUGUGGAGCACUGGAAAUGUGUGGAGCUGGCACACGAAAUCCGGAACUGUCCCACGGAGAUCAUCCUCCUGGUGUGGAGGCUGGUGCCUCAGGUGAAGCCGGCCCACGAGGGCAUGACCCGCAGGUCCUCCUGCAAAUCCACCUACGACCUUCAGUCCCCUCCCAACAAGCGGGAGAAGAACGGCCCCGCGCAGGUGGAGCAGCGCCGCAGCUGCCACAUCCUCUACGAUGGCAGCGAGGGGCUGGGGCUGCACACCUGGGACAGGUACACCGAGCUGGGCAAGAGGGGCCAGAGCACCCUGCCAGCCCUGUCCCGGGUGCCCUCUGCUGCAGACCAGAACUACAUCAUCCUGGCUCCUCUGAACCCCGGCAGCCAGCUGCUGAGGCCCGUGUACCAGGAGGACGGCACUACUGUGGGGAAUGGCUGUAAAGGGAAAUCCCACACGGGCUCUGGGAGGAAAUCCAGGCUGAUGAAGACAGUGCAGACCAUGAAGAGCUAUGGGAACUACCAGAACUGCACCAUAGUGAGGCCUCACAUCCCCCAUUCCUACGGCACCUACGUGACCCUGGCUCCCAAAGUGCUGGUGUUCCCCAUCUUUGUGCAGCCCCUGGAUCUUUGCAACCCAGCCCGGACUCUGCUGCUGUCAGAGGAGCUGCUCCUUCACGAGAGCAGGAACAGGACUACACAGGUGACUCUCUUUGUCUACUCCGACCUGCUGCUCUUCACCAAGGAGGACGAGCCCGGGCGCUGCAAUGUGCUGAGGAACCCUCUGUACCUGCAGAGUGUCAAGCUCCAGGAGGGUUCAGAAGAUCGCAAGUUCUGCAUCCUUUACCUGGCAGAGAAGUCGGAGUGCUUAUUAAGUUUGGAGGCUUACUCCCAGGAGCAGAAGAAGAGGAUCUGCUGGUGUCUGGCUGAGAACAUCACCAAGCAGCAGCAUCCGGCAGCGGCUCCUACGGAGAGCAAGAUGCUGGAGACGGACGCCGAGAAGCCGGGGCAGAUGCACUCGGAGGAUGGGAAGGCAGCAGAGGGUGAUGCCCCUCCGGCUGCCAAGGCAGCGGCUCCGGCCGAGCCCUGGGACGCUCUGGGGGCCACCCAGGCUCCUCUCCUGGUGCAAAAGCAGCCGGUGGCCACCAGAAAGGGAGAGGAGCAGCCCAGCUCCCUGCCAGCCUUUGUCAUCCCCGAGCUGCGGCUCGACAGCACCUUCAGCCAGAGCGCGGCGGGCACGGCCGGCAGCGCCACGGACGGCGAGGAUGACGAGGAGGAUGAGGAGGAAGAGGAGGAUGAGGAGGAGGAGGAGGAGGAGGAGGACAGCGAGGAGCAGUACCUGGACAGGAAGGAGCUGAAGCGCAGCAGCAUGAUCGAGACGUGCGGGCAGCCCGGCUACACCCUGAGCGUGCAGGGCUCCCUGCGGCGCCGCACCCACAGCGAGGGCAGCCUCCUGCAGGAGGCCAAGGGCCACUGCUUCACCUCGGACAGCAGCCUCCACUGCCCCGACAGCCAGGGCACCGCCGCACACUGGGCACUGCCCUCCCCCAGGACCCUCAAGAAGGAGCUGGUCAAGAACGGCGGCUCCAUCCAUCAGCUCACGCUGCUCUUCUCGGGCCACAGGAAGGUGCGGGAGCCGCGGCUGCUGGGGGAGCUCCUGGGGUGGAGGUGUCCUGGCACAUGGCUCCUGUCGCUUUUAAAGCUCGCUGAGCCCGCCCACUUCCAGCUGCUCCCACGGCUGGAGCGGGGCUGGGAGCGCUGGGGCUGUCCCCGCUGUCCCCGCUGUCCCCGCUGUCCCCGCUGUCCCCCAGCCAUGCCCUUCUUCCGUGACCCAUCCAAGCCGCAGCCGCUGGAGUUCCACGCCGAGAUGCUGCUGGCGGUGCAGAGGCCGCACACGGGCAGCCUGCAGCGCCGGCACACCAUGAAGGAAGCCAAGGACAUGAAGAACCGGCUGGGGAUCUUCCGGCGGCGGAACGAGUCCCCCGGAGCCAACCCCUCCGGCAAGCUGGACAAAGUGCUCAAAUCCCUCAAGCCCACUCCCGAGGAAGCGCUCAAGUGGGGGGACUCCCUGGAGAAGCUGCUGCUGCACAAAUACGGGCUCGCCGCCUUCAGGGCCUUCCUGCGCACCGAGUUCAGCGAGGAGAACCUGGAGUUCUGGCUGGCCUGUGAGGAGUUCAAGAAGAUCAAAUCCCAGUCCAAGAUGGUCUCCAAGGCCAAGAAGAUCUUCGCUGAGUACAUUGCCAUCCAGUCCUGCAAGGAGGUCAACCUGGACUCCUACACACGGGAGCACACCAAGGAGAACCUGCAGAACAUCACCCGCAGCUGCUUCGACCUGGCGCAGAAGAGGAUUUAUGGGCUCAUGGAGAAGGACUCGUACCCCCGCUUCCUCCGCUCCGACCUGUACUUGGACAUAAUCAACCAGAAGAAAGGCAGCUCCCCGCUGUAGGCCCAAGGACGGUCUCGGGGCAGGCUGGGAGCUGUGUGUUUACAUGGAAUUGGGCAGUGGAGGCCUUCCUGGGAGCUGGUGGGAGCUCGUUGUCCCGCUCCGGACGGACACGGGGCAGCUGAAGGAGCUCGGGGCAGAGGGGACCGACAGGCCGAGCAGUCUGGUACUGCUGCAGCACCCCGUCCCACCAUCGCUGGUACGACGCCUUCGGGGUGGCCCCGGCGUGGAUUUAGCCAGGAGGAAGCUCCCACGAGGCUACUGUGAAGCUCCUGUCCCGGCCACGAGCGCUGCUGGAAGGCGGAGAGAGGAGGGGUUCUCGUGCAGGGCUCUGGCAAGGGGACAACAGCACCGACACAAACAUCAGAACAUCAGCCUGGAUUAAACCUCGUGAACUGGAGCAGCCCCGGGAUGCUGCUGUGCUUCCCUGAGCCGCGGGGCCGUCCCGGAGCAGCUCUGGCCGGAGCCCGGCGCUUCCUUGGCUCGUGGUGGGUCCCCCCGGGAGCAGCGAGAGCCGGGUCCUGGCCCUGUGCUGGGGAUGUGCCAAGCACCCCCUCCUGCCCUCCCCCCUGGUUUAUUUAUUGCCCUCCUGUAGCUGGACACGUUGCUGUGCGAUAGGAAACCCCCGUGUCCUCCCCGUUCCCAAGUUACAAGUGCAAUAUUUGUGUGUGUCGCGGCCGAGUUCUCCGGCGGAGCGGAUGCCUUUUUCUUUUUCCAGGUGUGUAGAUUUUUGUAAGGCAGCAGGUUUUGUGUGCCAGACCCAUUCCCUGGCAGCGGGCCGCUGGGGGAGCCUGGUGUAAAUAUCAAUAUAUCCAUGCCCUGACGACGGAGGGGUUGGUGGUGGAGAAAAGCAACUCUGUGCAGCAGCCGCUCUCCUGACUCUGGAUAACAAUGCUGUGUUUGGGAAGCACUGCCUCCCAGUUUACAGUGCAAAGCAUCUCUGCAGCUAGAAAAAAAACCUACAUUGUCAUGGUCAUAGGUAAAUAAAAGGAGAAUAUCAUUUCUUGUA
Messenger RNA from Cyanistes caeruleus (blue tit), 3734 nucleotides. RefSeq names its product regulator of G protein signaling 3 (gene RGS3). Gene Ontology annotation, cellular component: nucleus; plasma membrane. Gene Ontology annotation, molecular function: protein binding. The record is from RefSeq and is a predicted model, not a curated record. Lineage: Eukaryota; Metazoa; Chordata; Aves; Passeriformes; Paridae.